Molecule: messenger RNA, 5124 nt
Organism: Gekko japonicus
Lineage: Eukaryota; Metazoa; Chordata; Lepidosauria; Squamata; Gekkonidae
Product: maestro heat-like repeat-containing protein family member 2A
Exons: 43
Coding region: 1-5124 (1707 amino acids)
Cellular component (GO): cytoplasm
Source: RefSeq, a predicted model, not a curated record
AUGCUCCUUCUCCUUAUCGACAAGAUAACAGACCUCUGUGUCUGGAGGGAGCGCUCGUCAACUGGAUCCGUGGCGCGCUUCUUCCUCAUUGACGAUUGUGUGGAGGAGCCUGAGCACAGAGUGCAUCCCAGAGAAACCACCAGUCUUUAUCCGGGUCUUGACGUGGCAAAAAGCAGCAAGAAUUCAUUCUUCACAGAACGGGGCCACCGUCGACAGUCUCGCAGCUGGACAGAAGGCACGCAACAGAAGCAACAUGAGAGCAUGGCUGACGAAGAAACACCAUCCAGCGGAAGCCUCCUCUGCUCCAUCAACCACCUCCUGCGGCUACCGGAGCGCGCAGACCAGAAGGAGGUGGUCCUUCGUAUCUUGCAAGCGGCUCGCGUCCAGCCGGCGGCUGUGAUGCCGGUCCUCAUGGUGACGCUCCGGCAUGAUGAAGUGUCGGCCUGGCAGAAGGUGACCGUGUACCACAGCCUCCGGGCCAUGCUGGAGCACGGCCUGGAGGUGGAGCCCUUGCAGGAUUUCAUCCUCGUGGCCUCCAAGCAGCUGCGAGCAUCUCCAGAGCAAGGGGUCCCCCGUGAGCUCCAGGUGGCCGCCAGCAGCACCUUGGCCACCUUUGCCCGCCGUCACUUCAACCCCAUCAUGACGGAGCUUCAGAAGCAGCUCAAGCCCUUCGUGCAGCCUGACGAGUUCCUCCUCCUCACCCUGGGCAAGAUGGCAGCCAGCAACGUGUAUGGCUGUGUCCCCUUCCUGGGCAUCACCCUUACGACCCUGCAAACCACCAUGCGCGGGAUGGAAGAUGGCAGGCGGCGCAGGGCCCUCUGCAUGGCCCUGGGGCAGAUAUGUGGGGCGAUUCGGAUCUACCUGCGAAGCUGGGAGAGGAGCUCACACCCUCGCCUCAGUGUCCAGCAGUUUGCCACCUACCUUCUCCCACUCUAUGCCUGCAUCACCCGCACCUGGCUGCCAGGGAGCGACGCCCAGGUCAAGCUGGCCAUUCUGAAGGUGCUGGGCCCCAUGCUGAGCAUCCUGCUGACCCAGAAGGAGUUCCAGGCUCAGGUUCACGGUGACAUCCCUCUGCUCGUGGCGCAGUAUGAGAGCAGCAUCGAGGCCGUGCAUGUCACAAAGAUUCUGAGCCAGAUUUUGGAGGCUUCUCUUGUGAAUAAUAAUCAGAUUCCCAGGAGGCAUGUGGAGCCCCUGGCUCGUGUUCUAACACACCAGGUGAAGCUGAAAGAAAGCCAAGAGGAAGCGCGUGUAGUGUUGCUGGUAUUGCUCUCCAAAAUCGUCGGUGCCCAGUUGCCUGAGCUCUGGAGCAGGAGGCAGCUGUGCGUCAAGGCCAUCAAGGUGGUGCUGGGUGAUGACAGCAUCAGGGUCCGUUUUGCAGUGCUCCAGGUCAUCAGUAAGCUGCUGCAGGCUGGCUACCUAGAGAAAGUGGAGGGCUGGCCAUUGAACUAUAUCUCCCUGCAGCUGGCCAUCUCUGCUCACCAACUGGACCACUCCAGGCCAAGCCUCCCUUUGGGUGGGCUGGAGGAGAAGGUGAUCCAGAGAGCCAGCGUGGAGGCCCUCCAGGCGGCUGUUGCUUCGGGGAGAGGCACCAGUCAGGAAUUGUGGGCCAAGUUGCUUGCCUAUCUGAUGCAGCCACAUUUUACUGGCUUGGCUGCAUCUCUGUGCCACAUCUUGAGGAUGCUGGCUGAGCAGCAGAGGCGGAGGGUGCUUCAAGAUGGCUUGGAGGCAGUUAAUUCACCAACUCCCCAGGAGUUGCUGGCCCGGCUUCUGAGCCUGGCGGUGUCCCCCUUCGACGGAUCGGGCCGUGGGGUAGCGGUGUUGCUGCUGCUCCAGGUGUUGCGCCCACAGAUCUACAAGGAUGUAGCCGAGCAGUGGUGGGUGGAGGUCCCAGCCAUGGUUGAUCUUCUGGAAGGACACAGCAAGUAUACACUGAAGCAGGCUGCGUGGGAGCAGAGGCUACUGGAGUUCCUAAAGAAGUCCUUGCGGAGGAACCAGAAGAGAGGCUGGAACCUGGAACUGGGACAUGAACUGGCCAAGCAAAUGAACAAUUACCCCAGCUCCUCUGCAGAGAAGGCAUUCCUCUACAGGGCCCUGGGCACAGCUCUGUCCACUGCAGGGGACGUGGCCAGAGUGGCCUUGCAUCUCCAGGAGCUACUGCUGCAUGCAGAUUACGCAGAUGAAGACCAGCGAGAGGGUCUUUGCCAGUGCCUGGCCUGUUGCGGCGAGGGGCAGUUCCCUGCCACACUGAAGGCCCUGAGCCAAUUGGAGGAGGAAAUUUCCAAGGUGGAAGAUUCGGACUUGCCACUGCCAGAACAGGACAGAGUGAAGAGCGCCUUCCUCCUCAUGUACAGCAGUGCCGUGACCCGUGCCCCCCAGCAGCAAUUGCUGCUCCACCUGACGGCUGACGUCAUGCCCAAGAUCCUGCACCAUUGCACCCCAAGCAGCCCGGAGGUUGCCAAAGAUCCUGAGCUGAUCCUGAGCUUUACCCGGUGUGUGUCUGAGGUCUGCCUUUCCAUCCGAGAUGGAGGGGAGGCCGCAGCCAUCCAGCUGCCCCACAAAAGGGCUCUUGUCGACCAUCUCGUGGAUAUCAUCAGAGCCCAGCCCUUGGAUGCCCUCAUGUCUCCUGUUCGCCAGCAGGCCAUGGUGGCCCUCCGGCACCUCAGCACAGUGCCAGAAGCCCUGAGCCACGAGGAGAACCGGGAGCUGGCAGAGCUGUGCCUGGGCUGCAUCUUUGCCUUGCCUCCCCUGGAGCUCACGGACCAUGCAAGUGAGGCGCUUUAUACCGGUGCCGUGGCUUCGCUGGCAGAGCUGGUGGAGACCCUGCUGGAAGAAGAGGAGGAGGGGGGAGAUGCCAGUUCAAAGUGGGUCCAGGAAGUCUUCCAGCUUCUACUGUACUGGCUGGUCUCUGAGCAAGAAUGGGAACGUGCCCGCGCCAUGCAGCUCAGUGCCCGCCUGCUGAAAGAACACCACCGGAGGACCACUGCUUCGGCCAGGAUCUCCUUCGGACAAUACAGCCGUCUGGUGGGGGCACUGGGGCCCUUCACUUAUGACACACCAGGGACCACCCGCCAGGCCGCUGGCGACUGCAUCAGGACCUUGCUGAGCAUCCAAGGCGUGGUCACUCCCCAGACACCAGAGGGUCGCCGGGAGGACUGGAAGCUGCAACGCAUCCAGCAAGAUCUGCAGAGCGAGUGCCCGCGAGAGGUGCACGCGGCCUCUUUCCGGCUGGCCAAAAUCGUCAGCUCUACCAUUCCCUCGCAAGAGAUUUUGACCUACCUGUGCUCCUUGCUGGAACAGCUGGGAACAGUGAGUGUUGCUUGUGACCGGGCUGUCCUCCUGUGGUUUGAAGUGAUGCUGAGGGAACGGGGCCCAGACCUGAGGGACAAGGUCUGCGACCUGGUGGCCUUCAUCUGUUCCAGCCUUCAGCAUUCUGAGGACCCUGCUCAGCGCCUGUCUCUGGCCCGGGCCGUGGCCACACUGUCGAAGUACCAUCUCAAGACGGUCUGUGCCUCCCUCUUGGAGCAGCCCUUACUUCAAGACAGGGCCAGGAAGGAACUCUGGGCAGUGCUUGUGACUCGCACAGAGAGCUGUCUUCCCAUCGUGCGGUAUUUGCUGAGACAGCUGAGAGCAGGAGGAGGGACCGGGGAGGCAGGCGGCGACAACAGCCAAGGACCGGUGCUCGCUGCCCUCCAGGAGGUGAUUGUGGGUCUGAAUGACUGUGACAGGCUUCUCCCGCUGCUCCCAGAGCUGUGCUACUUUCUCCUGUGCCGACUCAGCAGAGGCCCAGAUGCAGAGAGGCUGAUUUCAGCUCCUCUCCUGGAAAGAAACGAGGACAUUGUGACAUCCCGCAGGCUGGCUGUCGGAGUGUUGCAGGCCGUGUUCGACAAAGCCCUGCCAGAGACGGCAAGGGAACUGGACGUAGGAGACGCCUGGCACUUCCUGGCGGAGUCACACAGCUUCCUCCAAGGUGUUGCCCAGUUGGCCAGGGCCUUGGGGUGCUCAGGGCACCCUCUCCUUGACGGGCUCCUCCACCUCCUCCUGCCAUCUCUGAGUUCUUCCAGCACGACCAGCAGGGACCUCAGCCUGGUCUUCUGUGCAGAGUUCACAGGUCACCCCUUGCUGCACAGACCACAGACACUCCACCUCCUCCUGCAACAAUUGCUGAGCCAGUCUCAUGACGGGGAUGCCACCAGGCGUCUCUUGGCGGUGCGAGGGCUGGGGGCCAUGGCAAAGUGUGCUCCGGAAGAGGCACUGACUGACGCAAGGACCGCUCCACAGGCCAAGAAGCAGCAGAAGGCUCUGCUGGCAGCUCUGCUGGACGCUGCCGGUGAAGCAGCCAGCCUCGAUGUGGCUGGUGAGGGCCUGUGUGCGCUGGGCAAGAUGUUGGGCUGCCUCGGGGGACGCCAUCUGGGUCGUGCUCUCCAGGCUGUGGCUCACCAGGCCUGUGCACACCUCCAACAGGCAGACGAUGCCCUGCGGGCUGCAGCCUUUGAGCUGUUUGGCCACCUGGCUGAGAUAGCUCAAGAAAAGCACAUCAGGGGCUUUGCCAAGGAGGUGAGAGAUGCUUCCGCUGCCCUCCUGUUGCACUUCCGGGAUCCGAGCCCUGCUGUGGGCAAGGCCUGCUACACGGCCUUCGUCUUGUGUGCCCCGUUCCUGAGCCUCCGGGAGCUCACUUUGGACAUGGAUCCUGCAUCGCUGAUGGACGUGUCUGGAACACAGCACUCUCGACUGAUGGGCAGGGUUUGCCAGCAGCUGGCCCAGACAGACCCGGCGCUCCUGGAAGUUCUGACUGCAGAGGUGCCCAAGUAUAUGCACUGUCCCUGGGAAGAGAUCCAGAUCGCAGCAUGCCAACUGGCAGGAAUCCUGGCAGAGAACAUGGAGGUGCAGCAGCUCAGGCAGCUGGAUCUGAGGCCGCUGUUGCAAGAUCUGCACUCCUUGUGUGACCACUGCACCACUGCCAUGGAGAUCACUGCCAAGGAAGCCAUCGACGCCAUUGGGCAGAAAUGGCAAGGGGCAGGGCAGCAGCUCAACUAUGCGACCAAUUUGGCCCUGCUAGGGGCAGACGAUGAUGUGGAGCAAGUACCUAGCCUGAGUGCACCCAGAGGUAGGAGCCCUUGGGAGUGA